Anoplopoma fimbria (sablefish) is the source of this 3220-nucleotide messenger RNA. Its product is annotated as cytochrome P450 2G1-like. The record is from RefSeq and is a predicted model, not a curated record. The transcript has 9 exons. Gene Ontology annotation, biological process: xenobiotic metabolic process. Gene Ontology annotation, molecular function: iron ion binding; heme binding; oxidoreductase activity, acting on paired donors, with incorporation or reduction of molecular oxygen, reduced flavin or flavoprotein as one donor, and incorporation of one atom of oxygen. NCBI's taxonomy places the organism in Eukaryota, Metazoa, Chordata, Actinopteri, Perciformes, Anoplopomatidae. Gene Ontology annotation, cellular component: intracellular membrane-bounded organelle; cytoplasm. The coding region runs from base 343 to 1821 and encodes 492 amino acids.
ACGUACUGCGUCCUCCCGUGUACUCCCGAGUCGAACUAUCCAAGUCUGAACUUGCAAGUUUGCAAGUUCAGACUUGACCGUACUUGGUAUUGAGAAACGGCCAAGGAAACGACGCAAAUGAGGGAAUGGAGGAGGACAUUUAAGAGACUUGGGAUGUACCACAGGUAACCUCUCUCUCUCCAUUCCUGCUUCCGCAAAUCAACACGAAAUCUAGGGGAAAGUUUGACACUUGUCACGCCCAACCAGGGCAGUGACAGCUGUUUGUGUCUGUGCAAUCAGGUGAUCACUUCACAGAGGGAGACCUUUAACUAAGCAGCAUACUUUCUCCAUACUUUCUCCAUCAUGGAGUGGUCUGUGACGCUGCUGUUAGUGGGGCUCAUCACUGCUUUGGUCUGGAUGUUCAGACUGAAGAGCAGUAAACACGUUUGUUUACCUCCAGGACCGUCUGGUCUGCCGAUCAUAGGGAACCUGCUACAGAUGGACAAAAAAGCUCCGUUCAAAACUAUGCUAAAGCUCAGUGAAAGCUAUGGCCCCGUGAUGACUGUGUACCUGGGCCCUCAGUGCGCAGUGAUCCUGGUCGGGUAUGACGCUGUGAAGGAGGCACUGGUGGACCAGGCAGAUGACUUCAAUGGCAGAGGACCGAUUCCUUUCCUAAUGAGGGUUACCAGGGGCUAUGGUUUGGCGAUCAGUAACGGAGAGCGCUGGCAGCAGUUGCGGCGUUUCACCCUGACGACGCUGAGAGACUUCGGGAUGGGACGCAAGGGGAUGGAGGAGUGGAUCCAGGAGGAGAGCAGGCACCUGUUGGCCCGCAUAGAUGACACCAAAGCCACACCUUUUGACCCCACCUACUUCAUGAGCUGCACCGUGUCCAACGUGAUCUGCUGCUUGGUGUUCGGCCAACGCUUCAGCUACGACGACCAGAGCUUCCUCUCCCUCCUGCAGAUACUCACGGAGACCCUGAAGUUUGGCAGCAGUCCCUUUGGUCAGCUGUACAACAUCUUCCCUGGGUUGAUGGAGUGGCUUCCGGGGCGACAGCACAAAGUCUUCGCCAGAAUUGAAGAGCUGAGAGAGUUCAUUAUCAAAAAGAUCCAGGAGCACCAGGACACGCUGGAACCCGGCUCACCCAGAGACUACAUCGACUGCUUCCUCACGAGACUCAAUCAGGAAAAACACAUUCCCACAAGCGAGUUCCACUAUGAGAACCUGGUGGCAACGGUGCUGAAUCUGUACCUGGCAGGAACCGAAACCACCAGCUCCACUCUCAGAUUUGCACUGAGUGUGCUGAUCAAGUACCCCAAAAUACAGGAGAAUAUGCAGCAGGAGAUCGAAACUGUGAUUGGACAGCAGCGUUGUCCUUACAUGGAGGACAAGAAGUCCCUCCCCUUUACAGACGCAGUCCUCCAUGAAAUUCAGCGUCUCAUGGAUAUUGUCCCCAUGAGCAUCCCCCAUUACGCCCUCCGGGACAUCUCGUUCAGGGGUUACACAAUUCCUAAGGAUACGAUCAUUAUCCCCUUGUUGCACUCUGUGCUGAAAGACGAGAAACAGUGGGAGACCCCCUGGUCCUUCAACCCGCAGCACUUCCUGGACCAGAACGGCAACUUUAAGAAAAACCACGCAUUCAUGCCUUUCUCUGCAGGAAAGAGGGCUUGUGUCGGGGAGUCCCUGGCUCGCAUGGAGAUCUUCCUCUUCCUGGUGACACUCCUCCAGCGCUUCACCUUCUCUUGCCCCGGAGGACCCGACAGUGUCGAUCUCAGCCCAGAGCACAGCAGCUUCGCCAACGUCCCUCGCAGGUACAAGAUCAUCGCGACGCCCCGGGGGUAAUGGUGUUUUGAUUUGAAUUCACUCCUGUUAACUCUGAGGUUUGCCCAGCUGGUAAAUCCUCAGUUCAGCGGUCUUUAGACUGAACCCCCACUACACACAGAUCGGUUUAAGCGGUGCCAGAGAGAAAAACAAGGAUUUUUUUUUUGUAGUGUUAAUUUCCUUGACUCUAGCCAAUAAUAAUAAUAAUUGGAGGUUGACAUUUAAGACUAUGCCCUGUGGAACAAGUUAAUUUAAUCUAAUGUAAUCCUACCUGCUCACAUCAUGUUUAUACAUAUUCUGUUAGCAUGUCCAGUGAGUUUAUACUGGAGUUGUGUGUGUUUUCUCGUCUUGUAAAGGGUUGCGUUCAGAGAUGCAAUCAACUCACAACACUUUGACCCAGUAAAGUCCACUUUGCAAUCUGUUCUCCCGACAUGUGGCACAUUCCACCACAAGAGGGCACUCAUUCAACAGUUAACAGCCUCUCCAACAAUAAUCAAUUAUCACAUCUUGAGAUCUACCAAACAGUGUCUUUUGUAUUAGUUUAAAGAGUUGUUUAGGGCCAUUUUUUAUUACGUUUCCUCCCUUGUUUACUUUUGCUUUUCUUGCGGAAUUUUUAUUGAAUCACGAGAUAAAAACAUAAAGGGAAUUGUUUACGAAUGUAUUUAAUUGAUGAACAAUAAACACUGGAUGUUUUGUCCAAAUUCCAUCAAUCAUCUGGUGACCGACUCAGAGGCCAUUAACCACCGUGCUGAGGUGACGUGUAACACGGAAUUCCAUCUGUAAUUUGAUGAGUUCGAGGUCGGGUGAUUGAUCAAGCUGCGUGUCAGGGCUUUCAGUGUGUUAAUGCAUGUUCCAGUGUAUCACUGUCUUGUGUCUGAGCAACAGCGGGAUCGUCCAUGUCAAACUUGGGGGAUCGUUGUCAAACACUGAGGCUCUGAUAACUGUCAUGGCAGGUUUUUAUUAAACCUUGAUAAGACCCAGGAACUAACACAUCAGGUAUACAGCGAUAUAUGUGAAACAGUGUUAUGUAUUCAGUACUUUUUUGUCUUUUCUAACACUUAAAUAACACUAACGCUUAUUUCUUAAGCUAACAAUGCUUUUAUUCAUUCUGUAUUUUUUUUUAAUAAUAAUAAAAUGUAUCAGGAAAUAAACAUUAUUAGAAGUGAUUUAGUGUUGACUGAGAAUCUUGUUUAAAGGGUUAAUCCUAACAUGUAGUACAUAUUUUGUCGCCGAUAAGAACAUGAUCCGUUGUCAUUGACUGCACCACAAACAAAAAAACCAAAGUACUUUUGUCCAAUUGAUGACCACUGGUGAUUUUUAUGAGCCGUUUAAUAUCAUUUUAUAAAGACGUGAAAACCUGACACUUGCUGUAUUUUUUUAAAGUGUUUUGCCUAACCUGCAGCUUUAAACUAUUGUUUGU